Molecule: messenger RNA, 1107 nt
Organism: Pollicipes pollicipes
Lineage: Eukaryota; Metazoa; Arthropoda; Thecostraca; Pollicipedomorpha; Pollicipedidae
Product: zinc finger protein 512B
Exons: 3
Coding region: 13-453 (146 amino acids)
Source: RefSeq, a predicted model, not a curated record
UCUCGGCUCAGGAUGAAGCUGCUGGCUAUCGUCGUCACCGUGCUGGCUGCGGCCUCGGUGGGCAGCGCAGGCGGCGGCUACGGCCACCAUGGCGGCUACCACAAUCAGCACUACGGAUACGAGAAGGUGCGCACCAUUGUCAAGCACCACCCGUACCCGGUGGUGAAGCACGUGCCGUACCCGGUGGUGAAGCACGUGCCCGUCUACAAGCCCGUGUACAAGACGGUGGUGAAACACGUGCCGCAGCCGUACCCGGUGGUGAAGCACGUACCCGUCUACAAGAAGGUGCCCGUGGUGAAGCACGUGCCCGUCAUAAAGCGGGUGCCGGUGAUCAAGCGGGUGCCGGUGGUAAAGCACCACUACCAUGUGAAGAAGGUGCCCGUGCACGUGCCUGUGUACGUUCAGAAGCCCAGCUACGGUCACGGCUACGGCGGUGGCUACGCUUACCACUGAACUGGCCGGCUAUAAGCAGUGGCUGAAGCAGAAGUCACGUACCGUCAACGUGUUGUUUGGUUAGCACAUACUUAAAUGGGUUUAAGGCAUGGGCGCUUCUCGUCCGGGUUUUGUUCCGAAAAAUUAGGCCCGCCGCUAUUUACGGGUCUUUAGGCCCGCCGCUAUUUACGGGUCAGUUGAGGUUUCGAAAGGUUUCGACCGGUGCAAGGGCUUCGAAAUUAUCACGCGCAUUAAAGCUCAAAAUGAAAUACGCUGCAAAGCCAGCGUCUAGCAAAAAUCACACCAUACAUUGAAUACAAUGUUUUUUCGGGCUAUGGAGGCCAACAAUUAUUUUAACGGCUCAGUGCGGUAAUAAGUAUUACAAACACAACCUGGGCUUUCUUGGAUUUGUGUGAAUGUUGGAAAGGUCGCUUUGUGAGUGUACCAGCGCACGCCUGGCGUCUUCUCGGUACUGUUCCUGCGUCUGCAUGCCUAAUGUCAGGAGACAUUGAUGGCGUGCACAGCUAGCCAUUUAGACGGUCAACUCGUGAAAACAGUACACAGUUCCAAGGGCGUCAAUGCGGUAUCUUUCCAGCCCAUGCCACCCGUUUUAUACGUUGACCUUUAUGUCAAGGAGUGUCUUUAAAUGACUUACGCGUUUCGACUGUGUGGAAG